Amaranthus tricolor (Joseph's coat) is the source of this 2187-nucleotide messenger RNA. Its product is annotated as protein SOSEKI 5-like. The transcript has 3 exons. The coding region runs from base 162 to 1493 and encodes 443 amino acids. The record is from RefSeq and is a predicted model, not a curated record. Lineage: Eukaryota; Viridiplantae; Streptophyta; Magnoliopsida; Caryophyllales; Amaranthaceae.
UUAAAAGGACAUUUCCCAAAGACCCUCUCAUUACCUACAUUUUGUCCUCUUUCCUCCUGAUUUCCUACUCCCUUUCCCCUUAAAAUUUUAAAUCCAUCCUUCCUCUCUCCCUCCAUUAUUAUCCCCUAAACAACCUAUCAAAAAACUUGUUUGCUCCUUUAAUGGCGGUGGAAUUGAGCAGAGCAAGAAACGACCAACUUCAUCUUCAGAAAUUCAAAGAUAAACAAGAUAAUCUCGAAUUCCAUCAUUACAGUACCAUUUCCAUGAUUGAUCAUAAUCAAACCCAGAAAAGGGUUUCAGUCCCAGUUGUUUAUUAUCUCUCUAGAAAUGGUCAGCUAGAACACCCUCAUUUUAUUGAAGUUCCUCUCUCUUCUUCUCAAGGCCUUUUUCUUCGUGACGUUAUCAAUCGUUUGAAUCUCCUUCGUGGUAAAUCCAUGCCAUCUCACUACUCUUGGUCCUCGAAACGGAGCUACAAAAAUGGGUAUGUGUGGCAUGAUUUAGAGGAGAAUGAUUUCAUUCAUCCAGUUCAUGGAGGAGAAUACAUUCUCAAAGGCUCUGAAAUUCUUGUCGAAACCGUUUCGAAUUCCUCCGACACAUUAUCAUCGCCUUCAGCUGGGAAUAAUAUUCCGGUCACCGUAGAAUCUGAAUUCCCGGUGACGAGGAAUCGCCGGAGAAAUCAAUCAUGUGGAUCAAUCGAGUACAAAGUCUACAAAACUGAGUCAACUCACGAGUUCUCCGAAAAAGCGGCGGCCGACGCGUCAACUCAGACAGACGAUAAACGACGUCGUAUAGAAGCUGUAAUGAUCAAAGAAGAACCCGAGGAAGAAGAGGGUAGAAUCGAGAAAGUGCACCAUGAACAAGUGCAAGAGUUCAGUACAGAGUUAAGUAGAUAUGAGAUUUCACCUCCACCGUCUGAUUCAAGUCCUGAGACAUUAGAGUCGUUGAUGAAAGCUACAAUAUCAUCAUCAUCAUCAUCAUCACAAAGUAAUAAUCAGACGGUUGGGAGUUGUCCAAGUGGCAGAAUGAAAGCUUCUUCAGUUUUAAUGUCUUUGAUCUCCUGUGGAUCGAUCUCUUUUAGAGAUUGUGGAGCUGCAACCGUGAAGGAUCAUGGGUUAUCGUUGAUGUCUCAUUAUAAGAGUAGAUUGCCACGUGGCGUGAAUCAGACGGUAGAAGAGAGUAAUGGUGUAACGAUGGAUAUCGAAAAUACAAAUGUUUAUAGUAGUUUUUCAAACAUGGGUAUGGAAGACAAGGAGUAUUUUAGUGGGAGUUUAAUUGAGACUAAGAGAAACGAGCUUCCAACGGUUCUUAAACGAUCUUCCUCUUACAAUGCUGACAGUUCACAUCUAAUGAAGUUGGAGAAAAAAGUCGAAGGAGUGAGAGCAAAAUGUAUACGAAGGAAGCCAAGGACUCAGACAUGCACUAGUAAGAAAGAGCUUGAUGCACAAAUUACUCGAGUUACCAAUACUAUCAAUAGUACCCAUGGGCUAAUCUAAUGUUAUGUGGGACCUCGACUUAAAAAUAUCAAGAAUAGAAGUAUGUGCAUGUUUUUAGUGGUUAGCUGUUAGUAAUAUGAAGUGGUGGAUAAUCAACAAAGAAUAUCAGUGACAAUAGGUAUGUAUUACUUGUAUUGUUCACUGUUGGGUUAUUCCCUCCCACUUGGAGGAAGGCCCAAUUAAUAUUUUAAUUAUGGGCUUAAUAAUAAUGGACUAAUAAUAAUAAUAUUAUUUGUUAAUUAAAAAAAAAAAAAAGGUGAAAAACUAUAAAAGGAAAAAUAGGGCAGUAGUUAAUUAAUUGCAUCAGAAGCACAAUACACGCACAAAACAAAAAUCAGAAACUGAGGAGAAGAAAAAGGUGCGACGCGCGUGACUUUACGGCGAUCCGAUCGAAGGCCAUUCGUGCUCCGUUUUUCGUCAAAUUUUGACACGGUGUUUCUGUCUACCCAACCUACAUAUUCAACGGUUGGAUUGUCGUUUUGUGCAUUGUAAGUGGGUAAUUUGUUUUGCCCUAAUUUUACCCUAAUUGUUAUUUUACCACUUUUGAGUGAUGUUUUAGGGUUGUUUGGUGUUGGUAUUACCUCUAGUAUUGUCUAGAGAGGAUUUUGGUUGUACCCAUUAAUUUUAUUGGUGAUUAGUGGAAGAGUGUGGUACCACUUACGGUCCCGUGGUUUUUUCCCGCAUUGGGUUUUCC